AUGACGGCUGCUAGACUUUUUGUAUUCGGCGUAUUUCUACUAGUACCGUAUCCAAUUCUGGGAGCUGAUGCUAAAACGUGGCCGAUCACUGUGAAUACCGUAACCCCGGACACGUUGCCGCCAGAGUUGGCAUUUGGCCUGAAGCAGAUUGAGGAAAUUUUUACGAAAAAUGGCAAUGCCACUGACAUUUCAAACCUAUGGACAAACGGAGCCACAUGCCAGGCAUGCCAUGCCCUCAUUGGCACGGUGCAAAUCCUGCUUCGAAUGCCGAUGAUUACGAAUUUUAUCCAAUUCCUAUGCGCGGAGAAGAUACAGACAAAAAGCUACUGUACCAUGCUUAACGUCCUGCUCCACGAGCUCAGCGAGCACCACGUCAACUUUUUCUGCAUGGCAUUCGGGUGCCCCGUGAUUGGCAGAGGUCAAUUUGAGCAAGACCUCGAGUGGGGCCGCUUCCACCACAACAUCCGCACCGGUCUCUUCCAGAACCUGCCCAUCAAUGAGGCACUUGAAGCGGCAAAAAAUAUGGACAAUUUGAUGCUGGUCUUCAACGGCCUGCGGAUCGGCGCUCAGAUUGCGGCAAUUGGC
Mesorhabditis spiculigera is the source of this 585-nucleotide messenger RNA. NCBI's taxonomy places the organism in Eukaryota, Metazoa, Nematoda, Chromadorea, Rhabditida, Rhabditidae. The record is from the annotation of a GenBank genome assembly.